ACUUAUUGGUGCUCGUUUGGUUCAGUGCACAGUGUUUUUGCAAUAAUUGUUGUGCAUAUCAUCAGUCAAAAUCCAAAACAAAUUACAAUCACAAUUCACUAUUUAGGCUAAUCUAUCAUGGGAAACAAGCAAGUGAAGCAACAUUUUGAAACAGCACAGAAAACUGGAGUCCUCAAGAUAUCGCAAAUGCGUCUCGAUGAAUUUCCUUCAGCGCUUAAGACCUUCCCGAAUGUUUUGAAAACAUUGGAUUUAUCAGAAAAUCGAUUCUCGGAAUUACCCGAUGAAAUCAGGAAAUUCAAUCUUCUUAAGCAUUUGAAUGUAAGUGGAAAUCGUUUAAUAGCCCUACCCGAAGCUAUUGGAACAUUAAUCAAAUUAGAAACAAUUAACGCCAUGAACAAUUUAAUUAUAUCAAUUCCUGGCGAAAUAGCAAACUGUAAAAAUUUGAAACAGAUCAAUCUAAGCAAUAAUCAGAUUUCGGUUUUUCCGUCUAUGGUAUGCGGUUUAAAACAUUUGGAUUUAUUAGAUAUUUCCAGAAACAAAAUUACUUGUAUCCCAGAUAAUAUAAGCCAAUUGCAAGCAACAGAACUGAAUGCUAAUCAAAACCAGAUAUCGGAAAUUUCCGAAAAUAUAUCCCUAUGCCCUAAGCUAAAAACUCUAAGAUUGGAGGAAAAUUGCUUGCAAGCUUCACCGUGUCUUUCAAAAAUAUUGAAAGAAUCCCAAAUAUGUAACUUAUUGCUAGAAGGUAAUUUAUUCAACAGUAAAGCUCUAUCAGAUCUUGAUGGAUACGAUGCAUAUAUGGAACGAUAUACAGCUGCGCGUAAAAAAAUUUGUUAACAAGGAAUCGUUUGCAGUUAGACUUAAGAUAAACUGGUCAAUCUAAAAUAGUUUAAAGAAUUGACCAAAGGAUGUAUAGUAAAAAUAAUUUUCUUCAAUAAAUGUGUUAACUCUGCACG
Messenger RNA from Uranotaenia lowii, 953 nucleotides. Its product is annotated as leucine-rich repeat-containing protein 57. NCBI's taxonomy places the organism in Eukaryota, Metazoa, Arthropoda, Insecta, Diptera, Culicidae. The transcript has 2 exons. The record is from RefSeq and is a predicted model, not a curated record. The coding region runs from base 118 to 834 and encodes 238 amino acids. Gene Ontology annotation, molecular function: protein binding.